AUAAAUUAUGAUAAUUGCACUAAGUUUGCAAAUCAACAGCAUAAAUCAUUAAAUGUCUAGCCAGAGUAAUAAUAAUUUGCACAAGUGUAUCCUUUUCAUGUAAAUGUCUUUUUUUAUUUAUUUUUGUGUCUGAUUAAAGGUAAAGCGGAUCUAAGAGCUAAAGGCUAAUACUAAAUAACAGUAAAUUUUAGGCUAGCACAAGUAAAGUUCAAAUAUACUACAAGUUACAACAGUACAAAGCACACUAUUGAAACUUAAAAAUUGUUUACAUCCAACGUUGGGCCUUAUUGAUGUAUGGCUGCUUAGUUUACAUUAAAUACUGAAUAGAAAUUUUGCUUGUUCUACGUAAGUGAAAAGUGAUUGUAAAUUAAUCUUUCAAUUUCAGAUCAUAUGUUAUGAUAUUACUUAGGGACACACCUAGAAGAUCAAGAAAUUGAUUCUAUUCAGAUGUUUAGAAUGAUGAGGGAUGUAGGUAAUCUACAUCAAGGAUUGUAAUGCACCAGGAAAUACAUUGCUUGGAAUUUUUUAUAACACUGAGAAGUUUCAUGUUUUCUAGAAGAUUGGAACUCUACUACUGAGAUAAACCUGCCACAAUCAUUUGAAAGCUGUCCUGUAAAUAAUUUGAAAAUUCAUGAAAAACUAUGUCCAUGAUUGUACUGCAAAAAUUUCGAUAUAUUUUCAGGAACUGUUACCAACUCUCUGUAUCCCUAUCCCCAAAAGAACACAUCAUUAGACUUCCUUAUAGAUCUUAUGAUACAUGGUUACCAUGGAAAUGUUCAUAUGGAUUAAAGUGGAGUAUACUAACACUACCUUACUGCAAAAAAUGUGGUACUGUAUUAAAGCAGGUAAUAAACAUGAGAUACGAGUUGUAUCUACAGCCAAGUAGGUUUCUAGUUUCUGGUACCACAGAAUCUGUCAUGAAUGUGUUUGAUCGAAAUGCCAAACGUUUACAGAGAAAUCGGGCUGCAAUGGCAAAGGAUGUACACUUGUAUGAUUAUUUAAAAGAUGAGGUAGGAUAUCGAGUGGCAGACAGGGUAUAUGAUAUUAAGAGGCAGUUUCCAGUUGCAGUGGAGCUAGGCUGUGGUCGAGGACACAUUGGACCCCAUCUUACUAAUGACACAGUAGGGUUCCUGUAUCAGUGUGAACUAUCUGAGAAAUUCCUGGAGCAGAGCAGAACUUCAGAGACAGUACCUACCAAGAAGCUUUUAGUAGAUGAGGAGUUUUUCUCUUUUCCAGAAAACAGCAUUGAUAUUGUGCUCAGCAGUCUCAGUCUUCAUUGGGUUAAUGACCUACCUGGAUUGUUUAGACAGAUCCACACUUCUUUGAAAAAAGAUGGUGUUUUGAUUGCAUCACUGUUUGGAGGCGACACUUUGUUUGAGUUGAGAUGUUCACUGCAACUUGCUGAAUUAGAGCGAGAAGGAGGAUUUGCUCCCCACAUUUCUCCUUUCACCGAAGUUAGAGACUUGGGAAAUUUGUUGACUAGAGCAGGAUAUUCCAUGUUGACAGUUGAUACUGAUGAAAUUAAAGUGUGUUAUCCAUCUAUGUUUGAACUAAUGUGGGAUUUAAAAGGUAUGGCAGAGAACAAUGCAUCAUGGUCACGAAAAGCACAUUUACAUAGAGAUACCAUGUUAGCUGCUGCAUCUAUUUAUAAAGAAAUGUAUGGAAACAAAGAUGGAACAAUACCUGCUACUUUUCAGAUUCUUUAUCUGAUUGGCUGGAAACCUGAUGAAACACAGGCUAAACCAGCAAAGAGAGGAUCGGGUACUAUGUCUAUGAAAGACAUAAGCAACUUGGAUCAGCUAAGCAAGAAGUGGAAUAAAGAAUUGGACAAUGACAAUAAAUAGGACUUUAUUAUUUUUCUUUUACAAUUGAGAAAGACAACUAUUGUAAUUUUAAGUACAUAAAACAACUUGCUAUGUUAUUUUGUUGUGUAAUUUUAGUAAUGAUCCUUGAAUAAGUGGCUUAUGCCCUGGAUCCACACUUGAUGGUAAAGUAGAGAACAUAGUCUAGAAAGGAUUGUUGUUAUUGAAUGUUAGAUAUUCAUAAAACAUAAUAAGUUUU
Messenger RNA from Limulus polyphemus (Atlantic horseshoe crab), 2061 nucleotides. Its product is annotated as arginine-hydroxylase NDUFAF5, mitochondrial-like. The transcript has 13 exons. The coding region runs from base 642 to 1844 and encodes 400 amino acids. Gene Ontology annotation, molecular function: S-adenosylmethionine-dependent methyltransferase activity. The record is from RefSeq and is a predicted model, not a curated record. Lineage: Eukaryota; Metazoa; Arthropoda; Merostomata; Xiphosura; Limulidae. Gene Ontology annotation, biological process: mitochondrial respiratory chain complex I assembly. Gene Ontology annotation, cellular component: mitochondrion.